Molecule: messenger RNA, 2561 nt
Organism: Cuscuta epithymum
Lineage: Eukaryota; Viridiplantae; Streptophyta; Magnoliopsida; Solanales; Convolvulaceae
Source: the annotation of a GenBank genome assembly
GGAUUUGGAAAGCUUGAAUUGCCGACCAGGAAGCGAAGAACGGCCGCUCAUCUCUAGGGUUCAGAUGGAGAAUGCUGAAAAUGUUCUUCCACCGUCAAAAAAGAGGGCUGCUGGGAGGGAGCUAUCACGAGACAAUCCCGGCCUUGAUGAUGACGAGGUGCCAGAGCAAGAGUCUGGAACCUUCAAGAAGGCGAGUGAGGAAGUGAUGGCAAAUAGAAGGAUUGUAAAAGUUAGACGCCAUAUGACAUCAUCAACCCCGUCUACUCCUUCAUCUAACCCUUUUGCUGGAAUAUGUUUGGUUUCACCUGGGACUGUUCCUUUGGAAUCCAAAGAUGAAACUCAAGCAGUGAAAGUAGACAGGAUAGAGGAAAAACAUGACGUGAACAAGGACUCCGAGGAGGGAAAAGCUCACUGUGUUUUUGAGGUACCAAGUGAACCCAAUGUGAACAAGGGAAUCAAGGCUGGAAAAGCUGACACAGGCAAGGAAACUGAUGCUGGUAAAUCUGACGUGGAUAGGGAAUUUGAGGAGGUAAAUGAUGAUGAGAACAAGGAAGCGGAUAAGGGAAAAGCUGACGUGGACAAGAAAAAACAACCAGAAAAGCAGACCAGUGAAGCAGAGGGAGUGGUUUCGACUAUUGACAAAAAUAAGACGGAGAAUGAGCCUAAUAAACAACCUGACACCGUUGAAGCUGAUGAGAAGACCAAUGGAAAUGAGAAAGACACUAGUGAGAAAACAGUGAAUGAAGACCCAUCAUCUCUCAGCUCAUUCCAGCAUCUCUCAAGUACUCGAAAUGCUUUUACAGGACUAGCAGGAACUGGAUUCUCCGGGUCAACUUUCUCAUUUGGACCUGUUUCAAAAGAUGGUCCCAUUCUUGCUGACCAAUCCUCGCUGAGUUUCGGUGGCCAUUCAAAUGACAACGUUUCCAUUUUUGGAGGGCCUGCUGGAUUCCCGCCAAUGCAAGAGGUUCCUGUUCAAACGGGGGAGGAGGAUGAAAAACCCGUCUUCACAGCUGAUUCUGCCCUUUUUGAAUAUCUUGAUGGAGGGUGGAAAGAGAGGGGGAAGGGAGAACUCAAAGUCAAUGUUUCCAAAAAUGAAAUGAAAAAAGGAAGACUAGUUAUGAGAUCAAGAGGGAAUUGCCGGUUGAUAUUGAAUGCUAACCUCUACCCUGAGAUGAAACUUACAAAUAUGGACAAAAAAGCCGUCACGUUUGCCUGCAUUAACAGUGCUUCUGGGUCUGGAGGGAAUUUGGUUACGUUUGCCCUGAAAUUUAAAGACUCUUCAUUUGUUGAAGAGUUCCGGGCAGCGGUAGCGGAGCAUAAGGGUUGUCCUGAAAAGACACCGAACUCACCUGAUGCUUCUGAGGUGUAAUGGGCCCGCUCCGUGGUUUUGAGAUAUAUAUGAGUGAUGAUUAUAACACAGGCGUUUCCUCCUCUGAUGCUCUUACUUUUCGUGCUUCCCUUGUUGAACAAGCAGAGGAAGUGUUAGGACGGUUGUGGUGGAGGGACUAAUGGCCUCUUUGAUGUGAAGAUGCUUGUAGUCUUCAAGUUCAAGUACUUAUAUUUGAGUCUUUUUUUGUCGUUGAUCUCAUGUAGAACCAAACUGGAUGAUGUCACAUUUAUACCUCUUUUAGUGAAAACAUUGCCCAAUGCAGGAGGCUCAGGUGGGUGACCGUGGGUCUACAAGUGAGUUCCACAUGUUGAACGUGACUUCGGUUGGGUGGGGUGGGGGAUUUUAUAUGAAUAUUUUCUGGUUGCCAAAUUUGUUUUCUUUUUCAUUUUUAACUAUGAUGCUUGAAGCCUGAAGGUGGUCGCAGAUUGUCCAAGGUUAGGGGUGGACCCGGUCCCAUUCCUGUCCCGGACCGGCUGGGCAGAUUCUGGUCUAGGAUCGGUUGGUCCCGUUUAGUGCUAGGGGAAGCCUGGAUUCAAUCUGGUUAAACGUUGGUCUGAGCUGAUUAAAUGUCCGGUCCUAGACUCCUAGUCUUGGGAUGGACCUGGAUGGACCUGGUCUGAUUAUAUUUUAUUUAUCAUUUUCAAAUUUCAAGAAAAAAAAAAUGGUCGGCCCAGGACCGAAAUAGAAACCGGGUAACAUGUUUGGUCAGACUAUGGGCGGUCCCAGGCCUGAACCGGACUUUUAGGCACCUGUUUGUGCGUACUACAAUAGUAGUUGAUUUAAUCAAUAUAAUAAAAAGAUAGUGCAUCAAAUAUGGAAAUCAAAAGGCAAUCGCGAAAAGGGAUUCAGGUGCAAUCCGAAGGACAAGUCUGGCAUUGACUGGCCGCAACUGGCGCAAAUUAUACCGUGGGAUCGGUGCACCAUGAGCAUGGUGUACCGAUCCCUAAACGGUGUCUUUUAAUUAAAAAAAACUACGUUAUGCUUCACAGAAGUCCUGCACGCAGCCGCCGAGCGUCAAAUUGGAUCCGACCAACACAAACCAAAGCGAUCCUAUUUAGCUUUGGCUGAUUGCAACGAUCUCAUCCAGCGAUCAAAUAAUCACGUGUGUGAAUGGAUGCUUUGGCUUCGGCUUGGCCACUUCCGUUCCUUCCACUGAUAUCCAACCCUAUUG